AUGAACCACUUCUUUGUGAAUCUUCUCGUCACCUCUGUGAUCGCUAAGCUCGUCUCCUUCCCGAUUCCCAUCCUGCGCACCCUCCUCCUCGCUUUGCCGACUGGCAGCUCAAAUCCAGGAUCCCUGCCCCCAUCCUCAGACUGUGGUUUCGGCCUUGCCCGGCGAGAUCUCACCAGCGAAUUUCCGCGCAGCAUGCCACUUCAAUUGCACAACUUUCUCUUCUCUGUACGUCAGUGGAUGGACUGCUACGUGAAUCUCACCCUCCCAGAGGCCGUCUCCUCCGCCCGAUCCGAAUCUACGUCUUCGGUUUGGAGAAGCAAGAAGUCUAGUAGCCUCGUUGCUGACAGUCCUACUACCUUCGUACCUCACCGAUUUGCUCAGAUUUCGGCCUCGGUUAGAGCGCUAUUAUCGGAUAACGACCUUGGAAGUAUUGCUGUGAAUGGAGCUCCUUCUGCCUUAGCCGACACAGGUACUCAUCUUUGUUAUACAUGCUAG
Dibothriocephalus latus is the source of this 495-nucleotide messenger RNA. NCBI's taxonomy places the organism in Eukaryota, Metazoa, Platyhelminthes, Cestoda, Diphyllobothriidea, Diphyllobothriidae. The record is from the annotation of a GenBank genome assembly.